CUGUGUCCGCCGUGUCCGGUAGUAGUAAGUAAACGUCAAAACAAAAUCCCAAAAUUUUGUUCUACUAUUUUUUAUUUUCUUAAAUAUUUACUGGGGCUUUAUCGCAUUUGUUGGAAGUUGAUCGCAGCUGUGAUUAUGAAAUGUGUAUAAUAUUUGUUUGUGAUAAUUGGAAAUCAGUUCGGAGCUAUCGCAUUGUUAUUUUGGGUGAACUAUUUUUGUCCGCUCUAGUUUCGGUGCAUUGGAAUAAAUUUUGACAUCCAGGAAAAGAAUGUUCUUCCUGUACGUUGACCCCUGACCUGUCCAACUGUGAUGGUGAUGUCGUGUUCCGGGAUGGGCGACGCGGUGCUGCGGGAGCGGCUGCCCACGUUAUGGCGCCGCAUCGAAGACGCGCACUACAGCUACCUCGAGACGGAUGACAGCCCUGAUAAGUUGCAGCAGAAGAAGAAGCUUGAAGAUUACAUAAUAGAGUACCUAUCAUUAGUGCCUCACGAGUGCAAGUUCGGGCUAUCGGAGACCGGCAAAGUGUUCCAAAGGACGUUAAACGAGUUGCCCGAGUUCAGUGCGUACCGCGCCGGGCUGGGCUGGGCGGCGCUGGCGAGGUAUGCCGCCAACUUGCUGGCCCAACCUUGGAGGAAGGAGUAUAAGGUUAUACGGCUAUACUGCGGGUACUUCAAACACGAAGUGGAAGCCAAUAUGGUGGGUGCAGAAACUCUCCUGCAUGCCAUGGGCUACAAAUCCAUGGGAGCUGGUCGGUUGGAGCUCGACGGACCCAUAUGUCCCGAUAUGGUAGCCGCCGUGUCGAGGGAUGCUCUCAUCGCGCAGUGUGAAUGUCAGAUAAUGUCUCAGAUGUGGGAGGAGGCGUGGUCGCGCGGCUGGCGGCUGUCGUGGCGCGACGUGCAGCGCGAGCGAGCCGCCGCGCCUGCUAGGAAGCAUUGCGAGUAUUCUGACGGUUCAGAAAUAUACUCGAACAUACCAACGACGGUUGCCGACGCCUACCGAAGCCGUCUUACCGACGACCGAUACCCGACACAACACUGCAACCACGUGUGCGACGAUACCUCCCCAGAGCCCCCGCAGUUGUUACCCUGCUCCCCCUACAUGGUUCCCCCCAUGUUACCCCAUAUGAUGUACCCCUUACCCCAACACGUGCACCCCGACGUACCCGUAACACUCCCUCAAUGUAACACUAUACCUGUAAUGACUCCCUACGGUGUCCCUUACUACUACCCUGUACAAUCCCCCUACAUGCUUCCAACCCCAGUCUACGCCCCCAUAAAGCACGCAGCCACAGUCCCCGUUAACGGUUACCCACCGAUGGCACAGUACAGGUACCCCGCUGUCCCUACCGCGCAACUCAUCGAACUAGACACCCCCUCAGUUUACGAGAACGGUAAAUUCGAAAGGUAUAAAGACGACGAAAGGAGUCACAAGAAGAGACAUCCAGAAACUUCUAGAAGAAAUAGCACGUCCAAGUCUGGAUUAAGUGACGUUUCAUUGCCCAGUUUACCACGGUCAGAUACGCAACCAGCGCUCAGUAAGGCGAAGGAAGACGGCAUGGGGACUUACGAGAGCUGGGAUUAUGUAUUUAGGAAUUUAUCGAGCAAAGACCAAGAGGGGGACGGACGGAGUCGAUUCUCGCCGUCACUCGACAGGGAUUCGAGGACGCUCGACAGGCUAGACAGAGAGGAGAGGAGGGCCAAGUACCAGCCGACCACCCUGGACUUAGAGGACGGUCUACAAGCGUUGAACCUCGACCGCUCUUACGAUGAGGAAGUCUACCGAACAGCUAAAGUGGAGAACUUGAUGAGGAUGAAACAGGAACAAGAAGUAAAGAGAGCGAGACAAUUGGCGAGGAAGCAAUCCGAUGGGAAAGUGAAAAAGCCAGAACCUAUAGGGAACCCAAAAGCCGAUGCCUUGAUAACCCCCAAAGUGGCACCGGAUAAGGUGAAACUUCUUUCCAAGAAGGAUAUCAAAGAGAGAAAGGAGAUUAUAAAGCAGCAGAGCGCAGUAAACGGGGCGGGGCCUAAUACAGCUGAAGUUAAGAAAGUGAAAAAACCGCUAAAGUUUGUGGCCGUUGAGGCGGACAAGCCGAAAACAAAAGCUUUGGAGAAUGGGAUUCAUAAUAAUGCACACAGUUCCAAAAGUAAUCCAGUUCCAAACGCACACCCAUCGAACUACGACCUAAAAGCACAACUAAUAGUAUCACUGGACGAAACAGACCACGUGAGACGUUCACCACCGAAGUCGCAACAAAAUGGCGACCGCGACCGGCCCGCCAGUCGGACGCCCAGCCAACACAACAGCGAGCGGGACAGGCCUGACAGCGGGCCCAGUGACGUGAAGAGAGACAAGUGGGAGUGUGGAACAUGCACGUAUUUGAAUAGGGGGAGCAUGCAGGCGUGUGAGAUGUGCGGUAAGUCGAAACGAGGGCCUGAGAUUCAGCCGCUGCGGUCCGGCGGCCGCGAGUGCCCCGCCUGCACGCUGGUCAACGAGCGAGACGCAAAGGUGUGCGACGCAUGCGGCACCAGUCUAGAACAUUGCCCCACCUACAUAUAAAAAACCUACCGUCUCGAGACGUCAUCGAAACUUUCGGGUUGCCAACUUACAUCUAAUCAUUAUUUAGUAUUAUUUUAAUUAUCUUGUUACUGUUAUAAUAUGAAUGCACAAUUUUUCUUUUUCUACAAUUUAUUAUUAUUAUUUGCAGCUAGCUGCAGUUUGUAGUUUAUUUAAAUUAUGAAUGUUUGUACACAUUGAAAAUGUGUUAUUGUGCAGCUAGAAGUAUUAUGAAGUAUUCGAUUCAGUUCUUCAUAUUUAUGAGUAUAUUUACAAAUCAUAAUGGUUCCUUAUACAUAAUUGGUUAUUAAUUGUCAGAUUGAAAUAUGGAUGUUACAAUGUGCGCGUUGAAUAUUUUACCAUUUGAUUGUAAAAUUAGAUUUAACGUUGCCACUGGCAAUUGUUUAUGAAUUUGAAAUUAUUGUUUGUGACUUAAAUUAAACUGAGUUUAAACAAUAGUUAGAAGUGUGGCCAUGGAAUAAGCGACCACAAGAAAGAUGGGCAGCCUAAUUUAUUUCUGUGCUGCUGCUUACUUUGAAAUUAGAAUGUGUUUUGAACUCAGAUAUUGCAUUUUUUACAUAUUAUUUGUUGCCUGUGACUAACAUUUUGUUGUUUGAAAUUUAAUAUAACUGUUUAAAAUAAUAUCACUGUUAAGAAAAAUAUAUAGCAAUAAUUAGUAAUUUAGAUGUAGCACAUAUUUAUUGAGUGAUAAUGAUGGUCGUAGUUUAUGGACUAAACGACUUCCUUUAAAUUAAUUUAAUUAAUUGACGCUUGUUUCAUGGCCGUUAAAAUAACAUAAAAUAUAAUUAUUGCUCAUAAUCAUUGUUUAACUAACAGAUGUAUCUAAUACAAGUUAUUAAUAUAAACAAAUCUUUAUGUGACGUAGCUGUUACUAAAUUAUGUUGGAUGAUAUCGCUUGACGACAGGGUAACGUUGAAUGAAUGUAAGCUGUUGAUUAUGUACCACUUGCACUGGUUACGUUUGACAAGAUGGCGGCGCCGAGGAUAGCUCGACUCUUAAUCAUUAUGAUUGUAAUAAUAGUGUUCGUUUAUUCGCCUUCUAUAAUGCUUUAAUGUUAGUUGAGAUAGAUAAAAAACGCUUUUUCGAUUUAUUAUUACAUAUAAUAUAAAUUAUUGAUCUGUGUAUAUAAUUGUUAGAGUUGUAAAUAGUAGGAUUUAAAUGAAUAUUUAUUUAGAUGUUUGGAGUUUUUAUUUAUUUUGGACAGAAGUUAGUUUUAAAUCAUAGUGAUACAUACUAAUAAUGGGAAAUUAUAACAUCAUUAUGAGGGUGCGUUUGUUAUAAAGUAAUAAAUAUAAUGUAAUUUUAUGAUCACAGUCUAAUUAAUAUGCACAGUGUAACGAUAAAAAAUAUAAAUUAUACCAUUACGAUGAAGAAAGGCGCAACUGCAAAUAUUGAAAAAUUUUAUCACUAUAGUUUGUAGUUUAAAAAUUGGGAGUGGUAUUUAUAGAAAAUAGAGUAUCAUUUGCACAUACGCCUUUCUUCAGAAUGGUGGCGCGAUCGUCAUAGAUUAGGCGUUUAAAGCACUGAGGACGUGUAUUUUUCUAUAAUAAAACAGAAUUAGAUUUUCUCAUACGUGAUAGAUUUAUAUAAAGAAAAUAUUGUGCUUGAUUUUCAGUUGCCUUUAGUUGUUCGAAUGAGACACGUAACGUCGAAAAUUAUGACAAAUGCGAAUAGACGACAUGUAAUACAAUGAAAAAAUAAAUACUAUUGUUUUAUGA
This is a messenger RNA of Helicoverpa armigera (cotton bollworm), 4292 nucleotides long. RefSeq lists its product as uncharacterized. The transcript has 7 exons. The coding region runs from base 310 to 2556 and encodes 748 amino acids. Gene Ontology annotation, cellular component: cytoplasm. The record is from RefSeq and is a predicted model, not a curated record. Lineage: Eukaryota; Metazoa; Arthropoda; Insecta; Lepidoptera; Noctuidae.